CAUUGAUGUUCAGAUAAAACGGCUGAAAAGAGCAGGAAGAAAAAUAAUUGAGAAAGUUUCCUCAUCGACUGACAGCACUUAAUCUGAAGUCAGCAUCUGGAAAUCUGACACAAUGAGCCGUCCACAGGGCUACAUAGAAGGUGAAGCUCCAGCCUCCCAACAACACUCAGGGUCAAAUGGAGGGUCAAAGGUCAGAUCAGAGAGAGUGGCCCUGCUGGUUGUCAGCGCUCUCCUGGCAGCUGCUGUCAUUGUUAUUUGCCGUCUCUCUCUUGAUAACAUGCACACCAAGCAAAGUUUCCAGACUCUGAGAGACGAGCAUGAAGCUGUGAAAAGAAAUCUCACAGAGAGACGCUGUGAAGUAAAAUCAUACAACACGGUGCAGCAAACCAGCCCACAACCUCCUGUAGUAAAAGAAAAUGACCCGCGUCCAAAAUGUGAACAUGGCUGGGAGCAGUAUGGAAGACAGUGUUAUUAUUUCUCCAUCGAUCUUUUAACCUGGAGUAAGAGCAGAGAUGAAUGCCGACAGAAAGGAGGAGAUCUGGUUCAGAUAGACAGCAGAGAGGAGCAGACAUUCCUGGAGCUAAAACUGAGAGAAAAAAAUAACUUUGAAUGGGACGUGUUCUGGAUCGGACUGACAGACUCAGAGAAAGAGGGCACAUGGUUGUGGGUAGACGGCUCACCACUGAACGAGAGUUUGACAUUUUGGUUCCUCGGUGAGCCAGAUAACUGGACAGGGAAUGAUCCUGAUGGAGCGGACUGUGUGAGGAUGGGAAAGAAAGCAGGAGCUCCCGAUAUGAAACGUUGGUUUGAUGAAUCCUGCAAAUAUACUUACAGAAGUAUUUGUGAGAAACCAGCAGAAACUAGACAUUUUACUCUUCACUGUGUCUGAAAUGUAGUUUAAAUGAAGUCUCAGCCUGUUAAACAAUCUCAGUACAGGAUACAGAAUUUGGAGCAGUUUUAUUUUUAUAUAUGUAAUGUUAAAAUAAAUGAAUAAAUAAGGAAAAUAUUAAAAUGCAGUUUGUUUAAUGUGCCCAACAAUACUA
Messenger RNA from Dicentrarchus labrax (European seabass), 1043 nucleotides. RefSeq names its product C-type lectin domain family 4 member E-like. The record is from RefSeq and is a predicted model, not a curated record. Lineage: Eukaryota; Metazoa; Chordata; Actinopteri; Moronidae. Bases 113 to 889 code for a protein of 258 amino acids. The transcript has 8 exons.